Molecule: messenger RNA, 2280 nt
Organism: Dendrobium catenatum
Lineage: Eukaryota; Viridiplantae; Streptophyta; Magnoliopsida; Asparagales; Orchidaceae
Exons: 2
Coding region: 1-2280 (759 amino acids)
Molecular function (GO): nucleic acid binding; RNA-DNA hybrid ribonuclease activity
Source: RefSeq, a predicted model, not a curated record
AUGGCUCUCAAGGUGGAUAUGGAGCAGGCUUACGACUGCAUGGAUUGGGCUACCCUUGAGCAUGUCAUGAAGCUUAUGCGGUUCCCGGAGCGUUUUAUCACCUGGGUAAUGCGCUGCAUUUAUUUUCCUAAAUUUCAAUUGCUAAUUAACGGAUGCAGGAGUGAUUGGAUUGGCGGCUCGAGCGGGUUUCGGCAGGGGUGCCCCCUUUCGCCAUAUCUUUUUAUUCUUUGCUCGGAGCUACUCACGAAGGCCAUUGCCCAACGCGGCACGACCCUUAGCGUUCAGAUUUCUCAAAAUGCCCCUUCGGUUUCACACCUGCUGUACCUGGAUGAUGUGCUGGUCUUUGCGGAUGCUAGCACGAGUAAUGCUAGGAGGACGAUGGCUCUCCUGAAUGACUAUUGUAUUUGGACUGGCCAACGGAUCAACUGCGCUAAAUCGGCGAUCUUGUUUAGCAAAAGAUGCCCGCUUUGGAAACAAAGAAGGAUUGCUCGGGACAUUGACUUCCGCCGGGUGCAGUCCCUGGAGUAUCUUGGCAUCCAAUUGGUUAUGCGGAAGCGGGUCAAGUCGGAUUUUGUCAAGGUGGUGCGAUCGGUCUCUGAUAAGGUUAACGUGUGGGGACGCAUGCAUCUUUCCAUGGCUGGCAGUGCCACUCUAAUCCAGACGUUGCUGCUUGCGUCCGCUAUGUAUCUCAUGACACAUACGGCAGUCCCCAUGGGCACCUUGAACGCCAUCGAGAGAAUGGCUAGGCAAUUUCUGUGGCAGAAAGAUCCGAGUAAGAAAGGGCUGCACUAUGUUUCGUGGUGGGAACUUUGCUGCCCCAUUACUGCUGGAGGCCUUGACUUCCAUGCGUCCGCACUUUGGCAAAGCCCCUUACGGGCCAGACUUGCUUGGGCUGUGUUGCACCACAAUGGUUCGCUCCUUGGCAGGACUAUCGCCGCUAAAUAUGGGCUAGACUUGUGGAAUGUCCCUGCGGGAUGUAGUGCGUCCGUCACCUGGAAGAUCAUAAAGGAUGGGGUGGUGGCUUUGCGCCCCAUCAUCCGCUGGAGCAUUGGGAACAGAGAAUGCAUUGAGGCCCUAAAUGAUACUUGGAUUACCAAUAGAUACCUGGCUCGUUGGCCAUCGUUUUUUGCGGUCGAAACUAUUGAUGGCCGGAUGGUUAGUGACUUUUUGGAUGAUAACCUGGGAUGGAACAGAGAGCUCGUCCUAACUUCUUUCGGCCCGGUGAUGACUGAACACAUUUGUGCUAUCCCGACCCGGGUUGGUGGUGACAAGGACAUUCCGAAACUUGUUAACUUGCCGUUUGGCACUACGAUCACUGCCCAGGCGUAUAAGGGGAACUUCCGUCAAGAUCAGUACCAAUUUCUGUGGCUCAGGAAAUUCAAGCUCCACCCGAGAGAGCAGCUGUUCUGGUGGAGAAUUUUGCGUGGGGCUAUCCCAUCAAACCGUUGGCUGUUUCGGCAAAAUCUAAAUGACCACGGGGACUGCCCGUGGAAUUGCAACCUGGCGGAGACGGUCGAGCACCUCACGGUUAGCUGCGAGAUGUUGAAUGUGAUCCUUCGGGUGCUGGACGGAUGGGGGAUCGCGGUGCCUACCUUUAAUUCUUUGGACUGCUUACUGGCCGGCUUUGCUCAAGCGGCUGAGCAAAACCCGAGUGGGGGUCAGCUAUACUGUUACGUUGUCUACCAGGCUUGCGUGCUCGCAACGACAAAGUCCAUGGUAGAUCCUUUGGAACGCCUACGGUCCUUGCGGCUAAUGCUCCUUUGGGCUGUCGUCUUCCUGCUAUUGGUGCACCCCCCUCCUAGGUGGGUUAAGUUUAAUGUGGACGCCUCUGUUCGCCCCAACGCUGUGGCCGGCCUUGGUGUGAUUGCCCGGGACCAUGCUGGCCGGCUCGUGGCUGCUGUUGUGACUCAAGUGGAGCAAUGGGAUAUGACUAAGGCUGAGAUUCUUGCCGGCCUUGCCUUUCAGGGGGCUAUUGAAGAGUGGAUGCACAACUUGGACGGAAUUAUCAUUGAGUGUGAUUGCCGGAGUGCAGUCCAAUGGCUCCAAGCCGCUUUCAACCGGCUCAACAAGCUUCAUGUCCAGACCGAUGGGCCGGAUCUUUCCUUCCUGCUAGAAUUUAAGCAUGUUAUCUUUCAGUAUGCCCCGAGGGAGCUAAACCGCCCAGCAGAUUAUUGUGCCAACCUGGCUUGUUUUGGGAAUUUUAUGUGGAAAGAUUGUGAUAGUAGAGAUAUUCCUCCCUCCCUUUUGUCUUUGUUGGAGGAGGAUAGCACUAGAGCUUAG